This is a messenger RNA of Oncorhynchus nerka (sockeye salmon), 2565 nucleotides long. RefSeq names its product zinc-binding protein A33-like. The transcript has 7 exons. Gene Ontology annotation, molecular function: ubiquitin protein ligase activity; protein binding. Gene Ontology annotation, cellular component: cytoplasm. NCBI's taxonomy places the organism in Eukaryota, Metazoa, Chordata, Actinopteri, Salmoniformes, Salmonidae. The coding region runs from base 382 to 1062 and encodes 226 amino acids. The record is from RefSeq and is a predicted model, not a curated record. Gene Ontology annotation, biological process: protein ubiquitination.
UCUGUAUGUGAAAACAGGUUGUAUCUCUCCCAAACUGAAAUGUAUAAAAAUUCAACACUCUAAAUCAGGUCAUUGUGGACUUUGUGCACAACUGUAAUGGUGCUGUCAAUCUGUUAGCUUCUAUUAAUGAUUACCUCCCGAAUCUGAGUAGAUUCCAUUCCGACGACACAUUCAUGAACGAGACACUCGUAUCAGAGAGAACCAAGGUGGCUGUUCCUGUAGAAGACCUGUUAAAGACGACACAGUUAUUGAACAGCCAAAGACGUCUACCACAUCACCCCGUAAGCAAGAUGCAUCAGUGCAGACCAUGGAGCAGUCAACCGAUGAGAAGUUACACGAAGGACAACAACCCAACACACCUCCAGGCUGUGUAAGGGCUAUAUGAAGGAGUGGGAUGGAGUGCUGCAUCGGAUGACCUGGCCUCCACAAUCACCCGACCUCAACCCAAUUGAGAUGGUUUGGGGUGAGUUGGACCACAGAGUGAAGGAAAAGCAGUCAACAAGUGUUCAGCUGGAUGUAACUCUGGAUGUGGACACAGCUCAUCCUAACCUACUGAUAGAUGGGAAAACAGUAAGCUGGAUAAAGGAAACACCACAGAGACUGUGUAGUGAGAAGAUGUUUGAUGAGGAUCCCUAUGUGCUGGGCAUUAUGGGCCGUGCUUGGAGGGCCUACUGGAAGGUGAAUGUGGAGAAGAAGGAUGACUGGGUACUUGGUGUUACCAAGGCAACAUCUAACAGGAAGGGACAAUUGGUUCUCAGCCCUGCCAAUGGCUUCUGCGUAAUCAGGCUGUCCAAUAGGGGAAGACUGAAAGCCAUGGAUGAUAAGGAGCAUGUUCUUGACAGGGACAAAGAUAUUCCAGAUGAAAUUGGGAUCUAUCUAGAUUAUAAGGAAAGGAAGGUGACUUUCUACAAUGUAGAAGACAGCUCACUCAUCUACUCAUUUACCAACGGACCAAGUUAUGAGGAUGAGGUCCACCCACUUUUCUCACCCUGGAACAAUGAUGCAGAUCCAAUCAGAAUAUUGUCCAUUGAAACUAAACAAUCUGAAUCAUCUAAAGCAUGAAGGAUCACCUCUGCAUCAAUCAAUAGGGUACUUGUGAUGGAGAGGUAAACUUGACUGGUCUUAACUACACUAAUGAUGAUUAAUAUGCCAUACAUGAAUAGGAGUAAUUGUCACUACAGUAAUAUUUAGGCAUUUGCUUUAUGGAUAUAACUGUAUGAUUCUUUGUGCUGCUCAUCAAAAUGUGUCUCUUCGUCACAUCUAAAAAAUAAUUGCAGACGCUCCUAUCCAGAGUGACUUACAGUACUGAGUGCAUAUAAUUUUAUACGUUUUUUAACUGGUCCCCUUUGUGAAUCAGACCCACAACCCUGGCAUUGCAAUCACCAUGCUCUACCAACUGAGCCACACAGGACCAGCAAGGAAUUGACUUUAUAUUCUUCCUCCUCAUAAAAUGGACAGCUAUUUCAGUCAUAUUUUUUCCAAACCACACGGAUGUUAUAAAUACAAAUCAUAGUGAACAGGUCAUGUUACGCCUCCCUUCAUGCACAUUUACUGCACGCUGUAUUGAUUUGUGAAGAAGAAAAUAUUGCUUUUAAGACUUGGAUGUGUAUCAGUUCAUGUCUUGGGAUCAUGAGGAUCAAUCAGUUUAUGCCAGCUCUUACAUAACAAAGUAUGUAUAUGGAAGGUUUGUAAUAAGCUAUAAUAAGUAACCUUGUACAAGCCAGAAAGGCUCAUAGAAGCAGGAGCCUAUCUCCUGUUUCUGUAGCGAAAAGCAGCAUGAGUCUAUCGCAGGGCCUUGCCCCAAAUGCAUCUCCUUGAUGCUGAUAGCCAAGUAGAGACGCAUCAUGUCUCAUUUUAAAAGCCUUUGGUAGGACUUGGUCGGGUAUCAAACCACAAGAUUAGCCAUAGGUAAGCACAAAUUAUAAUGUCAAGACUGCUGUUCUGCGAUCUAAUACAUAUUUUAAAAAUACAUUUGAAGACAGUGUCACACCCUGAUCUGUUUCACCUGUCCUCAUUAAUGGGUCGGCAGGGUAGCUAGUGGUUAGAGCGUUGGACUUGUAACCAAAAGGUUGCAAGUUCAAAUCCCCGUGCUGACAAGGUACAAAUCUUUCAUUCUGCCCCUGAACAGGCAGUUAACCCUAGGCUGUCAUUGAAAAUAAGAAUUUAUUCUUAACUCACUUGCCUGGUAAAAUAAAAAUCUCUCCACCCCCUCCAGGUGUCACUUGCUUUUUCCAGUCUAUUUAUCCCUGUGUUUCCUGUCCCUCUGUACAAGUGUAUUUAUCCCUGUGUUUCCUGUCUCUCUGUGAAAGUUCGUCUUGUAUGUUCCAUGUCAACCAGCGUUUUUUUCCCCGUACUCCUGCCUUUGCUAUUCUCCUUUUUCUAGUCCUCCUGGUUUUGACUGUUCUGGACUCUGUACCCGCCUGCCUGACCAUUCUGCCUGCAUUGACCACGAGCCUGUCUGCUGCUCUGUACCUCCUGGACUCUGAACUGGUUUUGACUUUUUGCCUGUCCACGACCAUUCUCUUGCCUACUUCUUUUUGGUUUAUUAAACAUCUUAAACUCCAA